Messenger RNA from Ascochyta rabiei, 1848 nucleotides. RefSeq lists its product as uncharacterized. The transcript has 2 exons. The record is from RefSeq and is a predicted model, not a curated record. Gene Ontology annotation, molecular function: oxidoreductase activity; FAD binding. The coding region runs from base 1 to 1848 and encodes 615 amino acids. NCBI's taxonomy places the organism in Eukaryota, Fungi, Ascomycota, Dothideomycetes, Pleosporales, Didymellaceae.
AUGGCACCAUCUACGAUUUGGCUCACAGCAGUCUUGGCUGCUUCGUCAAGCGCUUCACCGUUGCUGACUCGGCGGGACCUUGACGUGCUAGCAGAGGCUGAUCUUGAGGGUAUCACCUCAUCUGUGAAGAGUCUCUUCCUUCAAAGCUCAGGAGCACCCAAGAACGAGACCUCUCGAUGCAAGGUCUACCCAGGCGAUGCUGCAUGGCCGUCAGACGAGGCAUGGUCGCAGCUGAACAAGCUGACCGACAACCGCCUGCUUUCAAGACCUACACCUCUCGCUGCUGUCUGCUACCCCUCUCAUCCGGACUAUGAUGCAGAGCAGUGUGCGACCUACUCGGCGACAUGGACCCAAUCGUACACGCAUAUGCACGAUCCUAUCGAGAUGAUGUCUCCGGUCGCACAGGGUAUGACUUGUACUGCGCCAGUCAUCUUCGACAGUCACAACUGCACUCGAGGAGGGUUUCCUGCUUACGUCGUCAACGCCACAGAGCCAAAGCAUGUUCAGCUCGCCGUCAACUUCGCCAGGAACUCAGGCGUCAGGCUCGUUGUCAAGAACACCGGCCAUGACUUCCUCGGUAAGAGUGGUGGCAAGGACGCUUUGAGCAUCUGGACACACUACAUGAAGGAUAUUGAGUAUAUCGAAGAGUACGCAGAUGGUGAGCUUGGCUACUCUGGUCCUGCGUUCAAAGCUGGCACUGGUGUGCAGGCCUUUGAAAUCUACAAGGCUGCAGAUGAGAAAGGCAGGGUUGUUGUUGGUGGAGAGGGCGAGACAGUUGGUGUUAUGGGGGGCUACAUUCAAGGAGGUGGCCACUCGCCGCUGACUGGUCUAUAUGGUACUGGCGCUGACAACGUGCUUGCCUUCGAGGUCGUCACUGCCGACGGCGAGUUUGUCGUAGCCAACUCAACCUCGCAUACUGAUCUCUUCUGGGCGCUCCGUGGCGGAGGAGGCAGCACUUUCGGUGUUGCAACGUCUGUCACUGUCAAGGCUCAUCCCGACCUUCCCGUGACGGCCUCGCGCUUCAGCUUCUCGUCCAAGCAGACGGGCAACGAGACGUUCUGGUCUGCGAUCCGCUCCUACCUCGACAUCAACAUUGCAAACGCGGACGCAGGAACGUACACUUACUGGAUGAUUAUCCCGUCGAACGGCUCCUUCACCUUCCAGUUCUCUCCUUUCUUCGCACCAAACAAGACGCUUGAUGAAGCCACCGCUCUCUUGCAACCCUGGUUCAACAAGCUUGACAGCCUGAACAUCACCUACGCGCCCAACAUCACCCACUUCGACACAUACUACUCCGCCUGGCGCUCUUCAUUCCCUCUCGAGUCGGUCCAGAAAGCCAACGUCGCCACCGCCUCACGACUGUUCCCUCGCGCCAACUUCGUGACGACAGAGAAGCGUCAAGAGCUAUAUGAGAACAUCCGCUCCUCCAGUGAGAAGGGCCGCGUGCAAGUGCACUUCAACAUGCAGGCCAAAUCGAACAGCGACAACGCCGUCAACUCGCACUGGCGGCCCCUCGUCUCCUUCUCCAUGCAGUCUGUGCGCUGGCCCAUCAACAGCACGGCGGAAGAGAUCCUGCAGAUACGCAAGGAGUUCCAGGAAGUGGACAUGCAGAAGUGGCGCGACAUCAGCCCUGGCGCGGGGAGCUACCUCGCCGAGGCGGACAGACUGGAGCCCGACUUUGGCCCGGCGUUCUGGGGCGACAAGUACCCGCGGCUGCAGGCGUUGAAGAGCCAGCUGGACCCGCAGGACGUGUUUUUCGCCACGACGGGCGUCGGCAGCGAGCGGUGGAGGGUGGAGAGCGUCGACGGGCUGCCGAACGAGAACGGCAAGCUGUGUCGGGUUGAGUAA